Molecule: messenger RNA, 1325 nt
Organism: Phodopus roborovskii (desert hamster)
Lineage: Eukaryota; Metazoa; Chordata; Mammalia; Rodentia; Cricetidae
Gene: Fam181a
Product: family with sequence similarity 181 member A
Exons: 2
Coding region: 387-1265 (292 amino acids)
Source: RefSeq, a predicted model, not a curated record
UGAUUGCAUUUGGGAGCUGUCUUUUUUGUGUGAUGGUCCCCAUGGUGACAAUUUGUGAAGGCAAAGAAUGUGGGACCGGGGCUCCGCCGCCUGAUUGGGAUGCUUUGUAUCUGGAGAGGCGCUCCUGAUUGGCCUGAGGGCCCCCCAGCUCCGGACUUGUCCUCCAUUCAGCCCACUCAAGGGCUGCACAACUGCUUCUCACCCUGCACGGAGCUCGCUGCACGCCAGCUCGCCGGGCUGGCCUGGGUCUACGGUGGGGAACCUGCCGGCCACGUUGGCGGGGGUCCCAGCCUGCACCUUCGGUCUGCCCUGUGCUCUCUCUGGAGCUGCCAGCCCCCAGCAGAGCCCGCACUCUUCAUGGAAAGCCCCGCACAGUUCCCGUGGUGAUGGCAGCUGACAGCGAUGUGAAGAUGCUACUGAAUUUUGUGAACCUGGCGUCCAGUGAUAUCAAGGCGGCCCUGGACAAGUCUGCACCCUGCCGCCGCUCUGUGGACCACCGCAAGUACCUGCAGAAGCAACUCAAGCGUUUCUCUCAGAAGUAUUCCAGGCUCCCUAGGGGCCUGCCUGGCAGGGCCACAGAGCCUCACCUGCAAAGGGGGCCUGAAGACAGGCCCGGGCAGCUGCCCCUCCAUCCCUGUCCAGAAUCCAGCCCUGGCGGGGGUGGGAGCUACAAGGAGAAGGCCCUGGGGACCCCCUUCAGGGAGGAGUGCCUUUCUAAGGAGCAGAGCUUCCAGGGGCUGAACCCAGAAGCUGCUAGAUCUGGCCAGGUGCCCAUGAGGAAGAGACAGCUGCCUGCUUCAUUCUGGGAGGAGCCAAGGCCCACCCUCAGCUACCCAAUGGGGCUGGAGGUGGGCCUAGCCCCCAGGGAGGCAUCUCUGUAUGAGAAUAAGAAAAAUUGCAAGGGUCUGGAGUCCCUGGGGCCUGAGACUGCUCCAUUGCCCAUGUCCCCAAGAGUGCUGGCUGGCACAGAGCCACUCAAGAUGUCUGGGGUAUCCUUGGUAGGCAGCCUUGAUGCCUGGAGCUACUGCCCAUUCCAGUACCAUGGACAGCCCAUCUUCCCCAGCCUUCCAGGGGUCCUACCUCAAGGCCCAGUACCCAGUCUGGGCUUGUGGAGGAAAAGCCCAGCCUCACCUGCGGAGCUGGCCCACUUCUGCAAGGAUGUGGACAGUUCAGGGCCAAAAGUGUACAGACCUGUGGUUCUGAAGCCUAUUCCCACUAAGCCAGCAAUGCCUCCACCCAUCUUCAAUGUCUUCGGCUACCUCUAGAGGGACGGCCUCAGCCCCCCUUUUUUGGCCUUCAGGAUGGGGUCUCUGAUAAGCUCUCCA